Messenger RNA from Punica granatum (pomegranate), 3186 nucleotides. The record is from RefSeq and is a predicted model, not a curated record. NCBI's taxonomy places the organism in Eukaryota, Viridiplantae, Streptophyta, Magnoliopsida, Myrtales, Lythraceae.
AAGCAGAGGAGAGAGAAAGAGAAGGAAGCAGGAAAGGGAAGCAAAGCGAAAGAACGAAAGCAACGGAGACGGAGACGAAGAAGAAGAAGGAAUCGGAAGAUCAUCGACAUCGACAGCUCACUGCCGGCGGGAACGAGAGAUCGGAGCUCCGUUGAUGACGAUGGACAGGGAGAAGGAGCGAGAGAUUGAACUCGAGAGUGCAAUGUACACUAACUGCCUUCUCCUCGGCCUGGAUCCGUCCAUUAUCGGCAUCGGAGGAUCCAACGCCGCCCCCCGUGUCGGCCUCUUCCGACACUCCAACCCUAAACUCGGCGAGCAGCUCCUAUACUUCAUCCUUUCCUCCCUCCGCGGCCCCGUCCAAUCCGCUAAAGAUUUCGAUAAGGUCUGGCCAAUUUUCGAUUCGGCGCAGUCUCGUGAUUUCAGGAAGGUGGUUCAAGGGAUCAUUAGUGAGCUCGAAUCACAGGGGGCGCUUCCCAGGAGUAAUUCACGUGUUUCUUCGCUCGCUACCUGCUGCGGACCGAGAUUUGUUGAACUCUUGUGGCAACUCUCUCUGCAUGCUUUACGAGAGGUUCACAGACGGACAUUUGCUAGUGAUGUAGCAUCUAACCCACUGCCGGCUUCAUUGACAGACGUAGCCUUCACCCAUGCUGCUACACUGCUCCCAGUAACAAAGGCUAGAAUAGCUUUAGAAAGAAGGCGUUUUCUGAAAAAUGCUGAAACAGCGGUUCAGAGACAGGCAAUGUGGUCGAAUUUGGCUCAUGAGAUGACUGCAGAGUUUCGGGGGCUAUGCGCCGAAGAGGCAUAUCUGCAACAAGAGCUGGAGAAACUUCAUGAGUUGAGGAGCAAGGUGAAGUUGGAAGGGGAGCUUUGGGAGGAUCUGAUGUCCAGCUCCAAUCAGAACUCUCAUCUAGUUUCUAAGGCUACUCGCUUAUGGGAAUCAAUAUUAUCACGAAAGAGUCAGCAUGAGAUUCUUGCUUCAGGCCCUAUUGAAGACUUGAUAGCUCACCGGGAGCAUAGGUACCGGAUUUCUGGGUCGUCUCUGCUUGCUGCAAUGGACCAAAGUUCUCAGGUUCCUCAUGCAGAUAUCCUAUCUGCCCAGCCCAAUGUUGCUUCAACGCAUUCAGAAGAUAAAGAACAAAGUGAUGGCUCCGGUGUCAAUAAUAACAUGGAAAACUUGAGCAAGAGUUUAGAAUUAUCCAAUUCACAAGGAAAUGAUGAAGCUCCCUUUCGAAUGGAUGAUAGAAGUGGACGAGUUCACCCCACGGUUGAUGUAGCAGAAGUAAUACGGCGUUGGACUCAUGCUUUACAACGUAUUCAUAAACAGUCGCUUCUUCUGGCAAAAGCUAACGAUGGAGAGGGUCCAGAAAUCCUACGAAGUGCACAUGAUGGCAGCACGAGUGGCCAUGCUGAGUCUUUAGCAGCUACUCUUGCAGAACACCAGCAACAUUUGGCCAGUUUCCAGGUGCUGAUAAACCAACUGAAGGAAGUCGCUCCAACUAUACAAAAAUCAAUUUCCGAGUGUACAGAGAAAGUAGAUGUUAUUACUUCUACCUUGCCUCCAGUGAUCAAACAUCGAGGGCCAUCUGCCUCACCCAGCCAAGCUCAGAGCAGUGGAAGGGAAAGCAAUGCUGAUGAUGUUGCUGAGGUGACAUCAAAGUUAUCCACUGUACAGCUGGACAAGGUCUCAGCAAGUCCUCCUGCUUUGAAACUCCCCCAGUUAUUUGGUUUAACUCCAAAUUCCUCUGGGAAAGGUGGAAACUUGCAAAAGAGAAACAACUUAGCAACUGAAACUCAGCAAGCUGAAAAUGCAUCUGAAAGGAAGUUGGUGAGCCAUAUUUUGUCCAGCAAUCACGUAGAUAAUCCACCACAAGAGGGUGAAAACUUUGUUCAAAAUUUAAAGCGCUCAGUGAGAGAAGCAGCCCUAUCGACUGAAACCUGUAGCUCGGAUGUAUCACGAGACAAUCACUCUGAUGAAGGUUCUGGACACUACUUUUUACCUCUUUCUUCGAAGGGCUUCUCUCAGAUGGGCACUGAGAAUAGGCCCGUUUCGAGAAGUAAGAAAUUGUUUGCUUCUCAAAUGGACACCCCCCCAAUUGAAAGACGAGUCCCUGAUGGUCCAGUUGGGAGCAAGUACGAUGAACUACAAUUACCUAAUGUGAUUGAUGAUUUGGAGUCCCUCAAUGACUUUGAUCAAGUAAAUGGAUUUUUCCUGGACACGGGCUCGAAUCGUUCUACCACUGCUGCGCAGAGGUUGUUUUAUGAUAUUGAAGAGUCACAGGGUCAGGUGUUCUCACCUCCUUUGCUGAUGGAAUCAUCACUAUUAGCUGAUUCCUAUGAAGACUUACUCGCCCCAUUGUCAGAGACUGAAGCUGCUUUAAUGGAGCACUGAAACAAAAUACAGGCCACAUUUGUCUCAGUACAUUUCUGAGGUCUGGUUGCCUCCUGUGCAGUUUUGCUGCCCUCCAAUAUGAAGUGUGACGGCAGAGAGUUCCUGAUUUUGGUAAUCAUCUGUACCAUAAUACUCGCCUUUCUGUAUGGCGGAUGAAACUAUUGCUUAUUGCGGGACCCAGAAAAUGGAUUGGGGACUUUAGUCUACAACUGAGUCAAGAGAUCCGAUCGUGUUGGGCCUCUACCCCAGUGACCCAAGACGCAGCACCGAGCCGGAUCAUCUGGGUCAGUGAAAGUAAUUAUGCUUGUUAGUUCUUCUGACUGGUUAUGUGCAUUCUUUUGGCCUUCUCUGACGUUUCAGCGUAGCAAGGAAUCUGUAUGUAGCUUUUGAGUGGGUGUUCAGUGUGGGUAUUGCUGGUGCUUGUGAGGACAGAUUCGGGAUGGGAAACUUCCUGAUCUUCCGCACAAAAUUCGGCCUCCUUCCAUUGUUUUCGAUUGUAACAAAGUGUCUGAGACCCAGGUACAUCAUCACCCUGAGUCCUGACUUAUACCUGACCGGGUCUGGAACUCGAAAUAUGCUGUGUCUAGAUUGAUGUGUUAACUGCUUGCUUAUUUUGACCUUAAUUUGUCCAAUGGGGGAAGGUGCAGGGAACAGCGGGACUGCAAUUAUUUAUGCGAUUGAAUUGAAAUUCGACCAAUUCUUAUGGUACUUGUUUGUGGGGCCCGCAUUAUGGUUGACAGCCGAAAGAAUCAUUCAAUCCAGUCCUGGAUUAGUGGCUUGUUUCCGAUGUUAUUCCC